GCCCUCGAUCCUCGAUGCUAGAAGCUUCAGAAAACUCCAUCGAACAAUGUAGAACUCAUCUGGACUCAGUAGAACAGCUCAGAAAAAAGGUUAAUGUCAUAGUUGAGAGCCAAUUGCAAAGUGACUCCCACGCCUCGCAGCAUCAUCCAUCACCACCACUACCACCACCACUACCACUACCCCUCUUUAAACGCCCUCCCCCACUUCUAUCCUUCCUGUUCUACUCACCACAAACCACCACCACUAUUAUUUGUACCUUUCUCCCGCAUCUCCCAACUGAAGCCGGUUCUUCUUCCUUUUCCUCCCAUUAACUUUCCUCCCAACAACAACAACAACAACAACAACCCCCACAUCCACCGCAAAUCACCAUCAUGUCUUCCGGCAAAACUUUCACUCUCAGCAACGGCGUCAAGAUCCCCGCCGUGGGUUUCGGUACCUUCGCCAGCGAGGGAUCCAAGGGUGAGACCUACGACGCCGUCACUGCCGCUCUCAACAUCGGCUACCGUCACCUCGACUGCGCCUGGUUCUACCUGAACGAGGACGAGGUUGGCCAGGCGGUCAAGGACUUCCUCAAGAAGAACCCCUCCGUCAAGCGCGAGGACAUCUUCAUCUGCACCAAGGUCUGGAACCACCUGCACCGCCCCGAGGAUGUCGAGUGGUCGGUCAACAACUCCCUGGAGAAGCUCCAGCUCGACUACAUCGACCUGUUCCUGGUUCACUGGCCCAUUGCCGCCGAGAAGGAGACUCAGGAGAAGCCCAAGAUCGGCCCUGAUGGAAAGGUACGCCCCCCAUCCCUUGACCCCUGGCAGCCAGCGACCAGCAUCCCAGCUAACCAACCCUUCCAGUACGUCAUCCUCAAGGACCUGACUGAGAACCCCGAGCCCACCUGGCGGGCGAUGGAGAAGAUCUACAAGGAGGGCAAGGUCAAGGCGAUCGGAGUUUCCAACUGGACCAUCGAGGGCCUGGAGAAGCUGCUCAAGUACGCCGAGGUCAAGCCUCACGUCAACCAGAUCGAGAUCCACCCCUUCCUGCCCAACGAGGAGCUGGUCCAGUACUGCUUCGACCACGACAUCCUGCCCGAGGCCUACUCGCCCCUGGGCUCGCAGAACCAGGUCCCCACGACGGGCGAGCGCGUCAGCGAGAACAAGACCCUGAACGAGAUCGCCCAGAAGGGCAACAACACGCUGGCGCAGGUGCUGAUCGCCUGGGGCAUCCGCCGCGGCUACGUCGUCCUGCCCAAGAGCUCCAACCCCGCCCGCAUCGAGUCCAACUUCAAGAGCAUCGAGCUGUCGGACGAGGACUUCGAGGCGGUCAACGCGGUCGCCAAGGGCCGGCACUUCCGCUUCGUCAACAUGAAGGAUACCUUCGGUUACGACGUGUGGCCCGAGGAGACGGCCAAGAACCUGUCUGCUUAAGCGUUUUCCUGGAACGGGAAGAAGAAAAACCCAAGCGUUAAUGAUUUAUGCGGGACAUAAAAAAAAUGACGGAAUGAGAUAAUCUUCUUAUCAGC
Aspergillus aculeatinus CBS 121060 is the source of this 1510-nucleotide messenger RNA. RefSeq names its product putative glycerol dehydrogenase (GldB) (gene gldB). The record is from RefSeq and is a predicted model, not a curated record. Bases 372 to 1415 code for a protein of 347 amino acids. The transcript has a single exon. Gene Ontology annotation, cellular component: cytosol. Gene Ontology annotation, molecular function: aldose reductase (NADPH) activity. NCBI's taxonomy places the organism in Eukaryota, Fungi, Ascomycota, Eurotiomycetes, Eurotiales, Aspergillaceae.